AUUUUCUUGAUUACCACAAAAUGGAUCUCGACACUCGCGCAAACGGGCAGAACGGUGUCCUUGAAGUCGCGAGUAGCUUCGAGGGCUUGCCCCAAGAAAUACUCCAAGUCAUCCGCCUCCAAACCUCACCAGAAUUCCUCGCCUCUCUCGCCGCUGCCGCGCUCGACCCAAAACUUACAAUACCACUUUUUACUCGAUUCCAUUCUGUUUUCGCAGACACCUGCGCAAGAUGGACCUCUACAGGGGAGUUAGGGAACAAAAAUCUUGCUGUGAUCUACGCGAUUGCAAGAAUAAUACCUCUUGCGCCUCAUCUAUCGAUUUAUCUCGAAAACUACUUGACAAAGACCCUUCCAAGUCAAGAUACCCCACACCUACAACCGCAAACACAAUGCAUAUGGAGUGAGACGGACUUGGCUACAUAUGACACUCUCGAGAUCCAAAGAACUCUUCUGGCCAUUGUCCGGCUCCUAAAUUUCGACAACCACACUUAUGCUUCAACUAUAUCUGGCGGAACAGCACAGUCUCUGUUCCAGCACAAAGACAGAGCGAUUCGAUAUCUUGCAGUCCGAAUUUUCUGUCAAUCCCUCUACGCAUCGGACUUCAAGUUGGAAGCUUUAAUAAAUGAAUAUUUGGGAGAAGAUGCUGUUUUCGGGGAUUAUGACGGCCAGCAGGUUGACUUUGGAUUUCUGAGUCUAUUUGAGGAAGAGAGAUUGGAAAACGCUCACAAGAAUCUGCAAAAAUUCCAAAAGGAGGGCAACUUUAGGGCGGCAAGUUCCAAUCUCGACGGACUUUCUCCAUUUACCGUAUUAUGCACAGGCGCAUUGUUGCCUCGACCCAAUGGUCCCCCUUCCCGAUCGUCCGCUCUGGUACAGACCUCCACAACUGCAAGAAACAUGGAGUCUUUUGCAAAGUCCUUACUAUCUUCUUCACCAACUCUCCUUCACGGGCUUGCUGGUUCGGGAAAAACUUCGAUGGUCAAUGACUUUGCUCGGGAAUUGGGCGUAGAGUCGAAUAUGGUGUCUCUUCACCUGAACGAACAGACCGAUGCAAAAAUGCUCAUCGGAAUGUAUGCGACUGGCUCCACUCCUGGAUCCUUUACUUGGCGGGCGGGAGUCUUAACUACUGCUGUACGUGAAGGUCGUUGGGUAUUUAUUGAGGAUCUUGACCGAGCCCCCAAUGAAGUUAUUAGUGUUAUUCUGCCUCUGAUUGAGAGAGGAGAAUUAGUUAUCCCAAGUCGUGGCGAAACCAUCAAAGCAGGUCGCGGCUUCAGACUUUUGGCCAGCAUACGGACAUCGCUGAGUGUAACGGGCAUAGAGAACCCCCCUGCACUGCACAUGCUGGGGUCAAGACUGUGGCAGCGAGUCCCAGUUGAGAUGCCUACACAAGAAGAAUUUCGUGAGAUUAUCCAGGGCACCUACCCAAUUUUACACAAAUUCCUCCCUGGUAUCAUUAAUGUAUAUGAACGACUAUAUGCGUUGUCCCAUAAGUCUUCUUUUGCCUCCCGAAGUCGAACUUCUCUCGGUCGCCCAAUUAGUCCUCGGGAUCUUCUCAAAUGGUGUCGUCGAUUGGACGGCAUUCUAACUGCAGCUGGGUCCAAAAAUGGUGACGAGCCGAUCACAGAAUCAACGAAAUAUGAGAUGUUUUUGGAAGCGACCGAUUGUUUUGCUGGCAGUUUACAGACUGAGGAUACACGAAGAACCAUCAUUUCAGCUAUCGCAGAGGAGAUGCACAUUGACCCCCAAAGAGUUGAACACUUCCUCACUGCCCAUGUUCCACGAUAUGAAGACACAGAUUCCCAUUUCGCCAUUGGAAGAGUCCGCCUAUCAAAACGACGCUCCAGUCGCGUCGUUAAGUCUACCAAAAAGUCCAGACCUUUUGCAAAUACCACACACGCCAAGAGACUAUUAGAACAAGUAGGAGUGGCUCUAAGAAUGGCCGAGCCAGUUUUGCUUGUCGGUGAGACUGGUAUUGGGAAAACAACAGUAGUACAGCAGCUGGCCGAUACUUUGGGGUUCAAUCUUACCGCUGUCAACUUGUCCCAGCAGAGCGAGGUUGGCGAUCUCCUCGGUGGAUUCAAACCAGUCCAUGUCAGGAGUCUGGCCAUUCCGCUAAAGGACGAGUUUGAUGAUUUGUUUGCCGCAACAGGUAUAUCUGCGUCCAAGAACCAAAGAUAUAUUGAACAGCUAGGGAAAACUAUUGCCAGAAGCCAGUGGAGCAAAGCAUUAAAACUGUGGCGAGAGGCUCCAAAAAUGUUUGAGAAGAUUGUCUCCGAGUUGAAGAAGAGAGAAUCAAAUUCUCGAACCGAUUCCGAGCAGCCACUGAAACGACGGAAGACGGAGUCAAGAUUACAAACACUACUGAACCUCAAACCUCGAUGGGAGCGAUUUUCUGAAAGCUUGAAGCAGUUUGAUGUACAGCUUUCGGGUGGUUCAAUGGGGUUUGCAUUUACUUUCAUUGAGGGAAACAUUGUCAAGGCGGCUCGCAAUGGAGACUGGGUAUUGCUUGAUGAAAUGAAUCUUGCAUCGCCUGAUACACUUGAGAGUAUAGCAGAUCUUUUGCACAGUGGCACCGGUGCUGCACCAUCGAUCCUGUUAUCGGAAACCGGAGAAAUUGAGAGAGUUCGAGCACAUCCCAACUUUCGUAUCUUUGGAGCUAUGAACCCAGCCACAGAUGUUGGAAAACGUGAUUUGCCUAUGGGCUUAAGGUCUCGCUUUACUGAAAUCUAUGUUGAUAGUCCGGAUCGAAAUCUUGACGAUUUAUUGGGUGUCAUCAAAGCCUACCUCAAAGGUACCAGCAGCAACGACGACCGAGCGGCUCAUGAUGUAGCACGAUUAUACCUCAACACGAAGCGUUUGGCUGACGAGAAACGACUGGUUGAUGGGGCAAACCAAGUACCUCAUUUCAGUUUGCGAACUCUGACUCGAGUUUUGAGUUAUGUCACUGAAAUCGCACCAUCAUAUGGUCUCCGAAGAGCAUUGUACGAGGGAUAUGCCAUGGGAUUUCUGACACUGCUAAACAGAGACUCUGAAAAGAUGCUUAUGCCACUGAUAAACCAUCACUUACUAGAAAACCAUGGAAAUCCACAGUCUUUACUAUCCCAAACACCACGCCAUCCAGAUGAUGAAAAGCAAUACGUCCGCUUCAUGAACAAGAAACGAGAUCGCCAAUACUGGAUGCUACAGGGUUCAGAAGAACCCCAAGAACAGCCCCAUUACAUCAUUACACCAUUUGUUGAGCGGAAUAUGCUCAAUUUGGUUCGCGCGACUUCCACUCGACGAUUUCCUGUCCUUGUUCAGGGACCUACUUCAUCUGGAAAGACAAGUAUGAUUGAAUAUCUCGCAAAGUUCAGCGGAAACAAAUUUGUCAGGAUCAACAACCAUGAGCACACAGAUCUACAAGAGUACUUGGGAACGUACGUAUCAGGCUCGGAUGGCCAGCUUCGUUUCCAGGAAGGCCUCUUAGUGCAGGCCCUGCGGCAAGGCCACUGGAUCGUGCUCGAUGAAUUGAACUUGGCCCCAACCGAUGUUCUUGAAGCCCUCAACCGGUUGUUAGAUGACAAUCGUGAACUUCUGAUUCCCGAAACCCAAGAAAUUGUCCGACCUCAUGACAAUUUUAUGCUAUUUGCCACCCAAAACCCUCCCGGAUUAUACGGAGGCCGAAAAACUCUUUCACGUGCAUUUCGAAAUCGGUUUUUAGAACUUCACUUUGACGAUAUUCCCGAGGACGAGCUUGAUUUUAUCUUGGAAAAGCGUAGUCAGAAAGUGGCUCCAUCAGAUUGCCGAAGAAUUGUCACCGUGUAUAAGGAGCUUUCGAGAUUACGACAAUCCAAUCGUCUUUUUGAACAGAAAGACAGUUUUGCGACCUUGAGAGAUCUGUUCCGUUGGGCCCUCAGAGAUGCCGACAAUCGAGAACAGCUUGCUGCGAAUGGGUACAUGCUACUCGCGGAACGUGUUCGAAAUCCGGAAGAAAGAAUUGCGGUUAAAGAGAUUAUCGAAAAGGUCAUGAAAGUCAAGCUGGAUCCUGCUGUGCUCUAUGAUGUGAACCUCUCGCCUGAAAUCAAAUCUUAUGACGCCACCGCAAAUUCACAAGGGGUCGUCUGGACCCAGGCAAUGCGUCGACUAUAUGUUCUUGUCGCGCAUGCACUCCGAAACAAUGAGCCUGUUCUCUUGGUCGGCGAGACGGGUUGUGGGAAGACAACUGUCUGUCAGAUGCUCGCAGAUGCCUUUCAUAAGGAUCUGAAUAUUGUUAAUGCUCAUCAAAACACCGAGACAGGGGAUCUCAUAGGUACUCAGAGACCUGUUCGUAAUCGCGCCAUUGUACUAGAACAGUUGAAAGCGCAUCUUCUCUCAGCCUUCGAAAAGCUUGGCCAACAGGUUGGACACAACAGCGAUCUCGACGAAUUACUUGCUGCAUAUCUUUCAUUAACGGACAUUGACCUCGCUCAAGUUCCAGACGAACUGCAAAUUUUGAUAACAAAUUUCCAGGCAAAAGCCAAAUCUCUCUUCGAAUGGUCGGAUGGAAGUCUUGUACAGUCGAUGAGAGAAGGCCAACUGUUUCUCCUCGAUGAGAUCUCACUAGCGGACGAUUCUGUUCUUGAGCGUCUUAACUCUGUACUAGAGCCCCAACGUUCAAUUUUGCUCGCAGAAAAGGGCGUCGACGAUUCGUUCAUUGUGGCAGCAGAAGGAUUUCAGUUUUUUGCAACCAUGAAUCCAGGUGGCGACUACGGUAAACGGGAACUUUCACCCGCGCUGCGAAAUCGAUUCACCGAGAUAUGGGCUCCUUCGCUUUCUGAACAUGAGGAUGUUUUGCAAAUUGUACAAACUAAGUUGUCGGAAAGUUUCAAGCCUUUCGCAAAGUCAAUUGUUCUGUUCUCCGAGUGGUUCGGCCAAACCUUCAGAUCUACCUCAUCCACCUCAAUCUCAGUCCGAGAUAUUUUAGCAUGGGUCAAGUUUAUAAAUGGCAGCAAAUCCUCCGAUCCUCAUUUUGCAGUCCUUCAUGGUGCAGCGAUGGUUUACAUAGAUACACUCGGUGCCAAUCCUGCCGCGCUAUUGGCAAUCAGCCCAGAUAGUAUCCGUGAGGAGAGAACCAAGUGCGUUGCCAAACUCGGGGAGCUUUUGAAUGCCGAUUUGAAUGCCAUUUACUCGAAAGAUAUGCUACUGGCAAACAGAGUAGAAUCGUUGAGCAUCGGGGACUUUUCAAUAUUGAAACAGCCCGGUUCGGAUCAUGACCCAGGAUUCGCCUUCCACGCACCAACAACAAAAAUGAAUGCAAUGAGGGUCCUCCGUGCACUUCAGGUCCAGAAGCCAAUCCUUAUUGAAGGUAGCCCUGGUGUUGGUAAAACAACUUUAAUUGCCGCUCUUGCUCGCGCCUGCAAUAUGCCUCUCACCCGAAUCAAUCUCUCAGAACAAACAGAUCUCAUGGACCUUUUUGGGUCCGAUGCUCCUGUCGAAGGUGCUGAGGCUGGCCAUUUCGCUUGGCGCGAUGCACCAUUCCUCCAGGCCAUGCAGAAGGGAGAGUGGGUUCUUCUUGACGAGAUGAAUCUUGCCUCUCAGUCUGUUCUCGAGGGUCUGAACGCAUGUCUUGACCACCGUGGUGAAGUCUAUAUCUCCGAGUUAGACCAGUCCUUCAAGUGUCAUCCAAACUUUUCGGUUUUUGCGGCCCAAAAUCCGCAUCACCAAGGCGGUGGUAGAAAAGGACUCCCCGCUUCGUUUGUUAAUCGAUUCACUGUUGUAUAUGCUGAUGUGUUUAGAAAUGAUGAUCUCGAACUAAUAUGUAGGCACAAUUUCCCCCAAAUGUCAGAAGAGAUUGUUCUUGCAAUCAUAAAUUUUGUGUGUCGACUUGAGCAUGAAAUUGUCCACAGGCGGGCUUUUGGCUCUCAGGGCGGCCCAUGGGAAUUCAACUUGCGUGAUAUCCUCCGCUGGUUGCAGCUACUAUCGUCUUCAGCGCCAUUUUUGGCUGCUGCAGUACCUUCCGAUUUUCUCAAUCUCAUUUUCCGCCAACGUUUUAGAUCAAACCGAGACCGACAAGAAAUUGAUAAGAUCUUUACGGACGUUUUUGGUUCUAGUCCUCCCUGUCGCCAUCUAUUUGAUAAUCUCGGUUCGCUGUCCUAUCAGGUAGGUAUGGCUUACACACAGCGAGAUCCGCUUAUCCAACGAUUGCAAUUUCCUCGCAUCGAUCCUAUUAAGCGAUACUCUGAACUGGAAUCUGUAAUGAUCUGUAUCGAACAAAAUCUACCAUGUAUUUUGGUAGGAUCUUCGGGUUCGGGGAAGACUACUCUCAUUCAGCAUAUUGCUGCGGCGAGUGGUAAAUCUCUAGCAGUGUUUCCUCUAAAUUCCGAUGUCGAUACCAUGGACUUAGUUGGUGGCUUUGAACAAGUUGAUCCUCAACGGGGAGCAAGUACCUUCCUCCAGGAGUUGAGCGAUUUCCUCAUCCUGCGUGUCUUGUCUUCACUUCCGGCUGCUGUCCCAAAGGAAGCCAUUGCCCUUUUGGAAUCCUUGAACGCUCAUUGCGAUUAUACUGCAUCGUACUUUUCCGAGCUUAGUCAAGUUUUACAGGAGCUUGAGAGAACGACUUCUUUAAUAGAAUUUGGUGAGCUAGCUGCAACAUGCGCAAAGUUGUCCAAUACUCCUAUGGUUCUAGAGACUGCGCGGUUUGAAUGGGUUGAUGGGGUACUCGUGAAGGCACUUCAAAAGGGCGACUGGCUCGUCCUUGACAAUGCUAAUCUAUGCAGUGCAUCUGUGCUUGACAGAUUGAAUUCUUUGCUGGAGCCUAACGGAUUUUUGAGCAUCAAUGAGCACUGUGGACCAGACGGUGAGCCCAAGAUGAUUCGACCUCAUCCAGAUUUUAGAAUCUUUUUGACGAUGGAUCCUCGAUUUGGUGAAUUAUCGAGGGCAAUGAGGAAUCGCGCUAUCGAAAUCUUCCUUGAGCCUUUAUCAGCGAACCUUGUGCAACCAAAGUUCACGACUUCAGAGGCUAUGUUACAAAGAUAUCGGAAGGUUUCAAAAUCCUUAGCAGAAGAUUCUCAUAAUUUUUGGGUUUCUAAAAGCCUGUCACCAAUCGCGAUGGACAACUUGGCUUGGUCGGAUAUGGCCAUCCUGCCACGAUACAUAAAGGCCACCAACUCAAAUGCUCAAGAGGCCGGCGAGGAUGCGGUGGAGAUUUGUCAGACAUAUCUGCAAGUGUACAAAUCGCCCGACAAUCAGGAUUUUAGACAAGUUGUCGGAGAAAUGUUGAAUACACUGGCUGAGAAGAACGCGUUGGGGCCAAGCUUCAGAGACGCACAGGUUAGUGACCGUGCCGUCCCUUUGUUUAAUUCCUUAGAUAGACAUGUACUGAUAGUUCAAUAAAACUUGUAGAUUCUCCAUCCUUUACAAAAUUCGCCUCUCGUUCCUCUGCUCCAAAAAGCCGGUAGCCCGACUCAAGCAUAUUGGUUGGGAGCCUGCUUCGAGUUCUUGACCCAGUUCAUCACCGCUCAGAACGCACAGACCAGUCAGGCAGUUUUGAUCAACACCCUCAAACCAAGCAAGAUGAACCGACUUCAAAGAUCACUUGUGAAAGAUCGCGUGCCUGCUGUUGCUAAAGAUUCUACUGUGAACGUCUCGAGUUUCUUAACAUCGCUGUUAGCAAUCUUGAGAAGCUACAUGAAGACCAAUGCUCGUGAAGAUUUGCAGUGGAAGGCCCAGAAGAGAAUUAUUUCAUCCCUCUUGCAAUACUGGUGGGAUACCUACAGACUUGCAUCUUCUGCGGAGUUUGAAGAAGCAACAUUUCAAGCCCAUCUUGCUAUUGGUACAGAUCUGCUCAAAUCAUUGAGCGAGUUGCUGCCGGCUCAUGGGCAUAAUGCUAUUACUAGCAAUGUUCUCCAUCUCGUUGACACAAAUUUCCACUCUGGGUUCAAACUAUCGACCGGUCUCAAAAUGGAGGUGAUGUGGAAAAGAUUUCGACCAAUCGUCAUGCCAAAUGCGAAAGUUAUGGAAGUCUUGCUCAAAAUGGAGACCUUGGCUGGUAGAUUUGAUUCCUUAAGAUGGAAGACAACAAUCACAAUUUCGGAGCUUGGAGAAACCAUGAGAUCUCUUGUCAAAGCCUAUCAUCAUUUACUCACCUCUGGCGUCGAUGGUGAAUCUCUUACCAAAAUGCUAGAGGCAGAACUUGGGAAACUGGAGGGAACGUUCGGAAAAGAACAGGAAGGAAACACGCCAUUCUUGGCCUCCGAGUUUGAAACUUUGAGACAAGUCCAAAUAGUAAGCGCCAUACGAUCGAGAAAAGCUCCGGAUUUUACUCUUCACACUGAUAUCGUUGUACUUGCAAACCAUCCAUCUACCUCGGAAAUGCGAGUGUCCUCGUCGACUGACUCAUCGCGCCUGCUACAAAGUAUCGACUACCUAUCAUGCGAAAAGGGACAGUUCAAGCCAAUUUAUGAUCCUGUUUCUACCUUGUUACUCCAAAAGAUGUAUGCCCUCGGUGAUGUCAAUCUAAACGCACUCAAGUUGUUGGAAUCAGAAUUACCAAUCAUGGGUGAGCAACUAUCAAAUUUAAGCUCAAGCCUCUGUCGCAAUCAGCUGGCAGACCUCAACGAGGCUCUUCAAUUUCUCGUUUCGGAUGUUAUGUCGAUUUAUGACCCAUCUCCGGUGGCAGACUUCAUCGGACACAUCAGCGAUAUUGCUGCAAGGACCCUGCCUUGGAACGUUCAGUCAGUUAUUGAACACGCUUCAUCAGGUGAACAAUCCCCCAUACUUUCCACAUUCCGCGAAUCUUCAGUUGCUCUUUCAGCCUCACUCCAUGACAAUGGUAUGGAUGUUCAAUACUCUGCAAUUGCUUGGACUCAGUUUGCUGUUGGGUGUAUCAGACUGUAUGUUCCGGACCGAGCGUUUGAUCCUGACAAGAGGCAACGGCUGGAGAAAGAGCGACAUCAAAAACUCCGCGAAACAUUACACGCCAAGUUGGACUCGCUUCAACGAUUUGAGCAAAUGGUUUCUGGUCAAAACUCAAGUAUUCGAUGCCAAUUGGUGGAAGGUGAAAUAACGGAACUGGGUGAACCGCCUGUCAUACUCCAGGAAAUUUACCGGCCUCAAGUGUCGGAAAUAGACCAACUGCAAGGAGAAUUCAACAACCUUCUAAAGACUGUUGUUUUUUCGAAGAUUUCAUCAACCAUCGCGACAUACUUCCAAACUGGAAACGACAGCAGCCUACAGGAACUUAAGCUGAUACAAAACAAUGUUGGUCAGAUUAUUCUUCGGCUCUCCGAAAGAUUCCGUGCAUAUAAUGACAUAACGUCUCCCGUCAUAAGCAUGCUCCGCUGCCUGGAAAUCGGGAUCUCGCUGGCCAUUCUGGCGGGACGGGGAUCACAAACUAAUGAUACCACACCCAUCGCCCUCAGCAAGAUGGUUCCUUUCUUGGGAGGUGGACCAUUUUCCAUCGAUGAAUCCAUAGUUUCUAGCAAUCCGAUCCAGUAUUUGACCCUAGCUGCAACAACAACAUCAACCGAGGGUCUGAAAAGCUUUGAAUCGGAACAGCGCCAGCUUCUUUUUAAGGCAUUUCAUGGAUGUUAUGAACAAUGGACCAAGCGUCUGGAAGCAGACAGAUUAGAAGCUGAAUCACAGACGGGACUUUACCGGUUCAAGGGAAGCGAGGAAGAUGAAGACGAAGAGGACGCUGAGCAGUUCAAUGAGCUCUUUCCCGAAUAUAAUUCAGAUUCCACGAACGUGACCAAGGGAUCUGAUCCAUCAGCUAUUGUUAGAGAGACUUCCGUUGAGCUCGCCGGUGUUCAUGCUAGCAUUUUCUUGGGUGGAAGUGCACCUAGCGAAAGUGUUAUGUCGCUCGUCCGUUAUAUGUCGAAAAGGGUCGGGAGCAUGCGUGAGUGCGAUGCUCAUUUCGACAAUGACAAUACCACCGAAAGCUUUCUUCCAGGAGCGCUUAUUCUCUUGAACGAUCAUAUGAAUUCGAUGAGCUCUUCUGCCACUGUCUCUGAGUCGUUCAACUUUUAUACCGAUGCACAUCUACCUGAAACCCGAAAACUCGUCGUCCUCAUUCAUCAAAUUCAAGCUCGUUUCCGAGAACUUCAGGCAGUUGACGAGAUCGGGCACAUGCAGCCACUGGAAGAUGUUUUGGUGUCGUGCCGAGAGCUCUUACAAUACAGGCAUACCGAGCCGCUAGCUAAGAUCAUCACCAAGGUUGAACAAAUUCACACUUUCAUGCACGAGUGGCAAUUUGGUGGUUGGGCUAGUCGAGCGAACUCUGCUCUGACGCAGUAUGACAAUUUGACUGCAACAAUUGUCAAUUGGCGUAGACUGGAGAUAUCAACCUGGGCGAAGCUGUUUGACAUGGAAUCAAUGAAAUGCGAGGGUGACGCACGGUCAUGGUGGUUUAUUGCUUAUCAAGUUGUCGUCGCAGCACCGCUUCGGAUUUCUGAUAAGGACGACGAGCUCAAAGAAUAUGCACAGAAAUUGCUCCAAGACCUCGAGGUUUACUUCUCAACAGCCAUUAUUGGUCAGAUUGGACAGAGGCUACAGCUGUUGAAGCAACUCCAAAAACACCUCGAGUUCCUUGUGUUGGACGUUCCCUCGAUGACCGUCAUCUAUUCGGCACUCUCGAAUUUCAUUUCCUUGUAUGUUCGUUAUGAAAAGCCUGUUCAGGAGACUCUCAAAAAAGGCAGGGUAUCUCUGGAAAAGGCAAUGAAAGAUGUUCUACUCAUGGCAAGUUGGAAAGAUACUAACAUUGUAGCGCUUCGUGACAGUGCCAAAAGAUCUCACCACAAGCUUUUCAAGAUCGUACGCAAAUUUCGAGCUCUUCUUGGACAACCUAUGGACUCUAUCAUCAAACAAGGAUUGCCAGAUGAACAGCAAAACGAAAAUGAAGAAGAGACCAAUCAGCCUUUCCUAUACCCAACUGUCGAUCAAUCUGCCAUAGCCAUGUGCUCUGACUCCGUUCCUGGUUGGUCCCACAAGAGCAGGAGAUUUAUCAACGUCUCGAAAACAAUAAGCAUCAUGGUCGAUGCAACCCAUAUUUCAGACUCUGUGGUUGAGGGUUCAUCAUUUCUCGAUUCGUUUCUAGGAAACAUCAUAUCAUCAUCUGCCGAGCUACAGAAAGCUACACCCACGAUUUUAACAGAGGACAAUAAAGUGGAGGUUAAGCAUCUUAAAACGAGAAAGAGAAAGCUUUUUGCGGACACACUGAAGGAUUUGCGUCAAAUGGGCAUCAAGUUUAAUCUCGGUGCAGACGCUUUGGCUAAACAAGGGUCUCUCUCAAUCUCACUGGCGAAUGUUGGAAGCCUUAUGCCGAGACAAGAUAUCAAUGUUCCUGGUUUGGAUUACUAUUACCACAAGGCCGUUGAUCUGGCGCCACGUGCGCGAGAGGCUAUACGACAACCUUCUGAGGACUUGAGUAGCGCUGAGGUUGCCCGAAGCUCUGGUUUCCUGGAAGGAAUACUCCAAGUUUUGUUAUCGCAACGCAAUGUGCUCUCUGCUAACGUGCCAACUAUCGCUAAGCUCGAAGCAUCAAUUGCUAUGAUAAAAGGUUUAUGGGCUCCUGGGAAGUAUCAAGUCAGAUUGUCUCAAAUUAGCGGGAACUACGAAAAGGUCCUCCGCUGGCUGCCUAGUAUCCUAUAUGUCGCCAUUGAUAUUAUCGCUAUUCAUUCCAAAAUGGGCCGAGUUGAUGCGCACAAUAUCAAAAAUGCAUUACUAUCAUGGAAAGAUAAAUUCGUUGACCUAACACGCCAAUGGGAUGACUUGGCUCAACUUCCUUCCGCAAUAACGUCGUCCCAAUGUGUUGAGCUUCAGGAUACAAUAUCGACUGCGACCCUAAAACUUCAAGCCGAAAUUGAGACCAUGAUUAUCCAACGCCCUGACUUGUCAUUUGCACUAAAACAAAUACUGCCUUGGACCAUUGUUCAAUCCUCUUCUGUCACCAACGCUUCUGGGAACACCGUCAAAGAUAUCGACCAGAAAUUGUCAGUGGUAUGCGAUGCUGUACUUGUUGCGGUCGAGAAGCACAAGAAAGCAGUCAAGGGCCUUCCAGAGUCAUCAGAUGAACCUGGGUGGUUCAUAAAGCAUGAUUCAGUGCUACUUUCAAGCAUCAAAUCUUUGCACGGCGACCACAUCAUCGCUCAGAUUGAACAAGCUUUUGACAUCCUUCGAGCAAUCGAUCUUUCCCAUCCAGCUACCAGCAAAACGGCUAGUGCUAUCUUCGCAGUUGCUCUGCCAAUUCUUCAGCAAUACGUUGCAACUCUAAAACAAGCCAUGAAGCGAUACUCACAACUCCAUCGUGCCACUGCCAAGGCAUCGUAUAUUCUCGCCAAAAUGUUUAUACAGCUUGCAUCACAAGGAUUUUGUACACCUUCUGAAAAGUCCGACGCGCAAGAUGGCCAGACCGAGAAGCUUGAAGGGGGAACUGGACUUGGUGACGGUGAAGGAGCCGAGGAUAUCAGUAAAGAUAUCCAGGACGAUGAAAAUCUGGAUGAACUUGCGCAAGAGCCAAAUACUGGCGAGAAGGGUGACAUGGAAGAUGAACAAGAUGCUGUUGAUAUGGCAGACGGAGAGAUGGAAGGGGAAAUGGGUGAUGGAGAGGAGAAGGGCUCAGAUGAUGGUGGCUCAGAUGGCGAAAGCGAUAGCGGCGAUGAGAUGGAUGAGGAGGCCGGUGAUGUCGACGAUUUGGAUCCUACAGCCGUUGAUGAGAAAAUGUGGGAUGGUGAUGGGGCAGAAGCAGAAAAGGACCAGGAGGGUGAUGAUUCCAAGGGCAAAUCAAACAAGGAUGAGCAGGUUGCUGCACAAGAAAAUGAUAAGCAAGCUGCGGAAGGGGACGAGAGGGAGAGCGGGGAUGAAGAGGAGGCAGAAGGAGCAGAGCAAGGCGAGGAAAUCAAGCAAGACGAUGCAGAGAAGCACGAUCCUCAUGCUCAAGAAGGCGAGGCACUCGAUUUGCCGGAUGACAUGGAAUUAGAUGGAGACGAGGAUGAGAAGAGUAUUGAAGGAAGCGAUGAUGGCAUGGAUGAUUUAUCAGAUGUGGAACAAGAUGGAAAGGAGGAUGAGGCUGCAAAUGACGGAAAGUCUGAAGACGGAGCUGAAAAUGCUGAUGCUCAAGAAGACCAAGACAUUGGAUCUGACAUGGAUGUGGUUGAUAUGGACGAAGAAAAAGAAGAAGGGGGUGAUUUAACGGAAGAGGCAGGAGAGAAGAACGACGAGGAAGAUCCCGAGCAGCCACCAGAGGAGCAAGAAGGUCUUCUACGAGACCAAAACGAUGAAGCCAACGCAGAUGUUGACAACGCAGUCCCGAGCGAUGUCCAAGGCACAGGCGAGGAUCAAGACGAAAACUCGACCGACAAGAAUGAAUCCGCAAGCAAAGCACAGCGCGACGACGGCGGCAAAGGUGAAGAUUCUUCUGAGCAAAAGGAUUCCGCAGCUGAGGAUGGCGAACAAGGUCGACAAGCAAACGGCGAAGCUCCCCAGGACUCACGAGAUGAAACCCAAGACAGUACAAAUGCCCAGCCAUUCAAGAAACUCGGCGAGGCACUAGAAAAAUGGCACCGGCAGCAAACAAAGAUCCGAGAGCCGGCUGAACAGAAAGAACAGGACCAGGACCAGAAUAUGGAUGUCAACCCAGAAAGUACCGAGUUCCAACAUCUCCAAGAUGAAGAUGCCCAAGCAGAUACGCAAGCUUUGGGAACUGCCACCGAAGAACAAGCUCGGGCAUUGGACGAGUCUAUGGCCGUCGACACCGAGACACAAGAAAUGCCAGCAGAGUUCCAGCCAGACAAGGUAGAAAAGGAUGACAUUGAUAUUGAUAAUGCGAUGGAUCUUGAUGAGCCUUCUAGCUCUAAGGAGCAAGACACCUCCAAUGCAUAUGAAGGCCGAGUUGGUGCAAUGAUCAAACAAGCCAAGGAAGAUUGGGAUGAGGACGACAAGGACCCAAGUAAACAACUUCAAGAGGAAUUCGAUGAAGUUGUCGAGCGAGUGGACCAACAGCUCGAAACUACGCACCUCGAUGAAGAAACCGCUCUUGAACUCCGGUCAGCAGCAGAUGCCCGUGAACAAUGGACGCACUUCGAGUCUAUCACACGCGACUUGUCCCUCUCGCUCACAGAACAACUUCGUCUCAUUCUCGCACCGACACUCGCAACCAAAAUGCGCGGUGAUUUCCGAACAGGAAAGCGCCUCAACAUCAAGCGCAUCAUCCCAUAUAUCGCCUCUCAAUACAAGCGCGACAAAAUCUGGAUGCGUCGCAGCGUCCCCUCGAAGCGUAGCUACCAAAUUAUGCUCGCAGUCGACGACAGCAAAAGCAUGGGCGAGAGCGGAAGUGGAUCUCUCGCCUUCGAAACUCUCGUCAUGGUUUCUAAAAGUUUGAGUAUGCUCGAAGUGGGAGAAAUCUGCGUGGUCGGAUUCGGUGACCAAGUCAAAGUUGCUCAUGAUUUCGACACCCCCUUCAGCUCGGACGCCGGCCCCAAGAUAUUCCAGAAUUUCGGCUUUGAGCAGAGUCGAACGGAUGUCACACGUCUCGUACGAGAAAGUAUCGAUCUCUUUUGUGCUGCGCGCGCAAAAGCUAGUAGUACUCCUGCUGAUCUGUGGCAAAUGGAACUCAUCAUCUCCGACGGAGUAUGCGAUUCUUCGGAGCAUGAGGCUAUUCGUCGUCUCCUCCGUGAAGCCCUCGAGGAACGCAUCAUGAUAGUUUUUGUUAUCGUCGAUGAUGUGCGGAAUAAGAAGAAGGGGGAGAGUGUGAUGGAUUUGAAGGAGGCGAAAUUUGUGAAGGAUGAGAAUACGGGCGCAAGUAAUGUGAAGAUUGAGAGGUAUCUUGAUACCUUCCCAUUUCAGUAUUAUUUGAUUGUUAGUGAUGUCAGAGAGUUACCAGGGGUUCUGGCAACGCUUUUGAGGCAGUGGUUUGCGGAGGUUGUGGAUUCUUCUAGUUAAUUACAGUAGUUAGUUAGGCGCGCUUUGCAGGCGUUUGGGGCGUUCUUGUAAUUAGGGUUUUUAGUGAGCAUUUUCGGAGUUUAAAAUGGAAGAAGUUCA
Messenger RNA from Hymenoscyphus albidus, 14987 nucleotides. Lineage: Eukaryota; Fungi; Ascomycota; Leotiomycetes; Helotiales; Helotiaceae. The record is from the annotation of a GenBank genome assembly.